Messenger RNA from Bombyx mori (domestic silkworm), 3837 nucleotides. RefSeq lists its product as uncharacterized. The coding region runs from base 768 to 2219 and encodes 483 amino acids. Lineage: Eukaryota; Metazoa; Arthropoda; Insecta; Lepidoptera; Bombycidae. The transcript has 8 exons. The record is from RefSeq and is a predicted model, not a curated record.
UUUGGUGGCAGUCGCUUCCCGACCGCCGGAGGAGGCGGAUCGUUUUCCCUCGCUCCCGCAUACAAAACAUCGCUACGUUGCAUCCUUUUUAUAGGGAUGUUCGUUCCUAGUUCCUACGUAGUGUUUACUAAGGAUACGUGCCGUGACAAUUAAGCCGGAAUAGUUCAGUUGUGUCAGUGUGUGAUUUAACGUUAAUUAGAUACUCGUUGUUUUCAUGUUGCAACAUACGGAUGUGCCUAAUGCAGUGAGAUCCGUUUGAUUGGCAAAAGUAAACAUGAUAUGACAGAUGUUAAAUAAUAGGAUAGUUGCAUUGCUAUUAACGUUUUAAUGGAUGCAGCACACGAGCGACGCUAAAGCGGAAACAUCAAAUAGCUUAGUUGCAGUUUCGGUGACUGGGAAAUUGUAAUAGCAAGAACAGUCACGAGGCUCGAUCGUGAUACGUUGAAUGAAGAUUAGCUGCAGAAGAACAGCCUUUUUAAUUUUAAUCAUAGUGAUGUGCCGCUUAGUGAACUAAACAAUCGACGUGAUUCGUAUGUGCUGCCGAUCCUUAACGACAAAAGUGAAGGUAUAAUUGAAAAAUAUAAGUGCCACAAAACACAGUAAAGUGAAGUGGGUAUUGUUUCAUCAUCAUCAUAUUAAUAACACGAAAGUUUGUAAGAAGAAUAAUUUUAUCAAGUAAGUACGCGAUCGUCUGUUUCCAGUUCGUUCGCAAAUGGUAAUGCGGCUUCGGCGUCUUCAAUGAAAAGAUAAAACGUUGAAGAUUGCGUAUGGACGAGAGAUACAACGGGAGUCCAAAGGAAGCGUCGACGAACGCUGUUUGGACACGACGCGAUGUUUGGUCCAACUUUAAUCACAAUAAAAACAAAGAAAGAGGUUUAAAACAACAAAAUGCUGAUAGCGGAAAAAAUCAAGCAAAAUAUGAGACAGAACGAGAAGCUAUCAAUGUUAUAGCGACUGCUGAAGCUAAGCUAGACGAAGAUGACCAACUCAGGAAGAACGUGUGGAGUGACGUCGAUGACGAACUAUACAUAGCGAAUUUGAUAAAACACAGAACCACAGAUGUUAAGCGUAAUAAACGUGGUGUAAGUGGUAGUGAUAUCAGUGAGCAGGUUGUGAAUAGUGUUAGUUUAGAUAAUAGCGCGAUGUGGGAAUUGGAACCCACCGAUCUGACGGAGUGCGACUGUUUGGGACCACCUCCAGAGUUUCUCCUGCCUCCGCCGCCGAGACCGCCGUUCCUUCAGUCAGAAUAUUACUGCGGCGACGAUCCUAUACCUGACCUAGAAACUUGCGAUACGGAACCAAAGAUCGACGCGUAUAACCACAACGGGUCAUCGCUGCAAACUUCUGCUGUGAUCGGACUGUGUUCCUUCGUGCUGGCCGCGUGUGUUCUCAUCGGAAUCAUCCUAGUUUGGAAGCACAAACGAAAAGUUACAAACUUAUUGCCUUCGAAAUCAUCAGCGCCCAGCCAGAGCUCAGGGUCGCAGAGACGGGCCCCACCGCCGGCGCCGCUAUACGAAGACUUACAAGAUCUCCCGAGAAGGCCACCUCUGCCCCAUAGACCUCAAGAAUUGGAACCGCAGUUGGAGAUGGUGGAAACGAGGAGACCUAACUGUACUGGUCGCGUGUUCGUUUGCGGUUCAGGCAACACAUGGCGAGGUGGGAACUCGUGCGGCGGCGAGACCUGUGGAGCUCCUCUUUACGAAGAACUACCACAUCGGUCUGAUGACUCCGUACACAGCGACGAUCACUUCGCAGAAGACGAACUGAGCUUAGUCGGUGAAGCGGCGCCUUGUCGAACUUGCUCCAGACCUCAAGCGCCACAGUCUUUACAGCAUAGACCGAGACAUCAACGACUAGACCGUAGACCCAAAUCUCUAGAAAGAAGGAGAGCACAACAUAGGAUCCCUCGACACAUGCACCCGCCAGAUCCUUCAGAAUUCCAUGAAGGUGUGCUUUUGGAUGCGUUGCUGCGGUUAUACCCUCAAGUUGGCACUGUUGGCGCUAGACCAGGCCCCGUGCCCGUCGGUGCGGGCGGCGCAUGGCCUGGCGGUGAAUUACCCGGGAUCCAAUGCUGGAGAGGACCGAGAGCUUCACCGAAACCUCCUAGCGGCGAUUCUUCUUUCGGCUCAGAUUCGGGAUACAGCAACAAUACGUGUGGAACUUGUGGGACCAGGGCGUCUUCGCGUCAUAGGCUGUCAGCAGAAAUGCCUAUGUCAUGAGCACAAUAUGCUUUAAGACUUUAAUCGCUCACGGUCUGAAUUACGAUCAACUGAUCAAGUGAUGAAUGAUGAUGAUAUUUGCGGGAAUUAACGUAAUUUUUAAUACCGUAGAUUCCUUAACGAGGGCCUAAAUUGGAUGGCCUAUUCUUUUCAUGCCUUCUUCGAUAAUAAUGUGACUUAAAAAACCUGUUGUUUCUGAUUUUUACUAAAGUAAUCGAGUAGGGACUUCCACUUUUGUAAAAUAUCGCUUCGUAGGCUAGUCCCUGAAUAGAUACUAGUGUCAUUACUAUAAAUUAUUAUAUUAUUUUUAGUGUUAAAAUAUGUUUUUUUUUUUUGUACAAACCAAUCGUGACCAUAUUUCGUAGGCUUAGAAGUUUCGUCCUAGUAAGUUAAUUCGAGCUAGUCCUAAAAUUACAAGAUUUCACAAUGUGAUUCGAAAUAAAUACGUUUUUUUUUUUUUGUAAAUUUCUAAGCUAUGUUUAUCGAUAAGUUGUUUCCACGGAAUGUAGAUACUGUACAAAAACUUAGUUAAAUAAAUUAUACUUUAAGAUUGAAUUUUGUAAUCAUAUCAAGUGUAAUUAAUACGAAAAAAAUCACACUGACCUUUUAAGGCGAUAGACAAUUUCCGUUUUAGUUCCAUUGCUGAGCCUAAGAUCGCUUAGUUAUUUUUUUGGCAGAGAUCUGCAGAGGGUUCAACUGACUAAAAACCAGCGCUAAGUUGUUGCGGCAACGCAUCGAUGCGCGCUAAGGAAUAUGUAAGCAGAACCUCGGGGAUUCCCCGUAAAAAUUCAAGCAUCAGUAAUCAAAGGUUUUUCUUUUGUAUUUACUAGUUAUUAUUUUCUUUUUUGAAUGAUUUCAUUAAUUAAAAUUUUAAUGAUGAAUUAUUUAUGAUAUUGUAUUGUGAGGUAUGUCGGAGUCAAACCUCCCGUCGCUCAACAUCCCACGUCAGAACCUCGCAUGAGACAGAACUCAUGAAAGGCAAAGGCGUGAGAGUGAAGCGUUUAGUGCGGAGCACAUCUCUCCUAUCACCCUCCCUCCCCCUCGGGAACCAAACACGUCUGGCCUUGCGUACUGAUUGUUACGUCUGAAUAGUGGGUUGUUGUUGCAAAAUAAGUAAUACUGUGUAUUCUCCCGUCUUUAAUACAUUUAAACAUGUGGCUUAAAAGAACCGUUCUCGAAUAUGAAAUUUUUGGACUUUUUCCAACACGCAACGUAAGACAAUUAAAAGCACAUGACGCAUGGGGUCAAGGGCCUCGCGUGACGCGCAAUGUAUAGGAAAAUAACGCGAAUUAGCAAUGUUUUUUUUUUUAAUUAAGCUACUUUAUUUAUUGACCACUGACAAUGUUUUUUUAAACAAUUCUGUAUGACGAAUGAAAUUUUUAAUGAAAUGUAUUAUGUAAAUCGCUCAUGAAAAUGUAUGACUGUCUUUCUUCCUGGGGAACACUAUGUUGUUGCUUAGUUAAUUUUUAUUUUUAUUUAAUUAAGUAUCUUAUUUAUUAUUUUGUUUUGUUCACUGAUACUGUCUGUAUGUAUCACUCACUCACUUAUGUUCCGUUUUUUUUUAUAAAUUAUAUAUGAAGAGCACAAUAAAACAUAACAAUAAAAAAAUACAUUUUUA